UUCUCAACUUCACAAACCUCAUCUACUCCAUUCAUCAUCUUCUUCUUCUUCUUCAAUUUUCUCUGAAUUUUAUUAUCAUGGUUCUCAAAUUCAGAAUCCCCUUCAAACUUGGUCAGAAAGAAAAUCAUAAGAGUAAUAAUACUACUCAUAAUUACAAGAAGUUAUCAAACGCUGUUGGAUUGAGAAUCCUUGUUCAAAUAUCAUCUUCAUCAUCACAACAAACAAGCCAAGAAUCCAAUUAUGUUAUUGUGAAAUCUUCCCUGAGAUUAAGUAAUCAAACUCCUCCUCCUCCUCCUCCUAAAAACUUGAUCCUUGACUCUUGCUUUCUCAAAACUUGUCAUCUUUGCAACAAAGGAUUAAGUCUUGAUAAAGAGGUCUACAUGUACAGAGGGGAUCAAGGUUUUUGCAGCAUAGAGUGUCGAGACAGACAGAUAUAUCUAGAUGACAUAAAGGAAUUAGAAGCUUCUACCAAGAAAAUAGUAUCAUCUUAUAGAAGUAAUAAUUCUUGUACUGCUAAUUAUAAUUACCCUUCAAGGCAUCGUGAUUAUCAACCUCAAAGACAUAAUAAACCCAUCUCUAACUAUAAUUACAGAAGAAAUCGCACAAUCGUUAUCUCCUAGCACUACCAGAAAAAGACAUAGUAACCAGAUCUAUAUAAAUAUAGUACUCUAUCUCAAAUAUUACAGAGAACACAGUAUGAAAUUGCAAAGAUUGCAAUAAAGCCAUCUUCGAUUUUCAUAAUUGAUCUGUAAUGAAUCCAAAUUUAUCAAUAGCAGAUAUUUUUUCUUCCUAAUUUUGUGUGUGGAUAAAGUGCAGUAUUUAUUUUGUGAACUCAUAUGUACUGUUCUAUAAAAAUAUAGGACUUAUUAUAAUUAAUGUUUUUUAUUUUAAUUUUUAAUUGGGGUUAGUUCUUCUGAAUC
This is a messenger RNA of Cannabis sativa, 920 nucleotides long. Its product is annotated as FCS-Like Zinc finger 17. The coding region runs from base 78 to 620 and encodes 180 amino acids. NCBI's taxonomy places the organism in Eukaryota, Viridiplantae, Streptophyta, Magnoliopsida, Rosales, Cannabaceae. The transcript is spliced from 2 exons. The record is from RefSeq and is a predicted model, not a curated record.